AGUCUCUCUCCUAGGUGAAUUUGGUUUGCAAGUUUGAUGGAAAACCACUUAGCUUGUUUUUGAGAAGGAGCCUGUGAAAAGAGGCUGGGAAAACUCUGUUGUGAUUACAGGUACCUUCACAGAUGGGAAAUACUGGUUACCAAAGCACUCUUUAGUCUCGCGGUUAAAGGCCUCACAUGAACCCAUAGCUGGAAGCUGAAGCCAACGAAUGCGGAUUAGAAAUUAGGCAUAUGUUUUCAGUAAUGAAGAUGAUUAAUCCCUGGACCAAAGGCAGUGGUGAAUUCUCCAUCUCUUGAUGUCUUCAGAUCAACACUGGAUGACUUUCUGGUCGAAAAGGGACCCACACCAGCCGGGUGAAAAUGAGCGAGCUGCAGAAUAAAAUCCUAGUUUGCUCCAGUUUGUCUGAUCCAUGGAGAGAUAAGGAAGGGAAAUGGCUGCAGUGGAGUGGGUGGCUUUCGAGGAGGUGGCUGUGUAUUUUACCAAGGGGGAAUGGGAUCUGCUGGACCCGGGUCAGAGAGCUCUCUACAGGGAUGUCAUACAGGAGAAUUAUGAGACUGUGACCUCGCUGGCAGGUCUCCCAAUUUCCAAACUGGAUGUGAUCUCCAGGCUGGAACGAGGGAAGGAGCCGUGGAUCCCUGAUCUCCAGGGCUGCGAAGAAAGGAAGAACCCGAGAGACACCCUCAUGAGUGAUGGGAUGGUGAGUGGGAACGAGGAGGAGAAUCUUCAGCAGGAAGAUCCUGAGCAAGUGGAACCACAGGGGAUGGUAUUGGGAAGAGGUGAAGGGGACGUUUCCCAGAGUCCUGAGGAGGGAGAAGCCCGUGAGAGCCAGAGCAGGCCAAAGAGGCAGCAGGGAAACCACUCAGAGGAGAGACAGGGUAAAUCCACCCACAGGAGCAGAGGAGUCAAGAAAAUUAAAUAAAUUAUUGAACAGAGAAUCCCCACUGGAAAGGGACCCUACUUGUGCGGUGACUGUGGGAAAGGCUUCAGUCAGAGUUCAACUCUUAUUCACCAUCAGAGAAACAACAUGAGAGAGAAACCCUACAAAUGCAACAAG
Messenger RNA from Dermochelys coriacea (leatherback sea turtle), 1054 nucleotides. RefSeq names its product zinc finger protein 7-like. Bases 431 to 919 code for a protein of 162 amino acids. Gene Ontology annotation, biological process: regulation of DNA-templated transcription. Lineage: Eukaryota; Metazoa; Chordata; Testudines; Dermochelyidae. The transcript has 5 exons. The record is from RefSeq and is a predicted model, not a curated record.